AUGUUAAUCAAUCGACAUCGCUUUUCUUUUCUCUUCUACAUUCCACUUGACAGUCACUCGACAAUGUGUAACGUUUAUAUUUACGGCCAUUUGAUGCUCAACGACCAGUCAGAAAAAAUAAAAAGCGACGUUGUGAAAAAGUUGUCAUUUAUUGACAAGCUUACUUUUGCGUCUUUAUCAAAGGAAAACGAAAAACUCGUCAGUAGAAUCGGCGUGCUCCCUAAGGUUGUCGACAUCUUGAUUCGGGCCGAAUCGGUUGUUAUCGAUGAUUCAUCAGCGUUUUACGUGGAGAAUUAUUUCAUCGUCAUCAGUACGGAGGAAGACAAAAUGGUGAUUGAAGGUGAUCAACUCUACCAUCUACAUAGCGGAGCGCGAUAUCAGUUGCCGUACAAGUUCCUUCCGCACUUCUUCAGCAUGGUCAAUGAAAUCGGACAUUUGCGCUUUGAGCUCGGUCGCCUUGAUAUUGACUACGUUGACUCAAGCUUGCGAGACAGACUAUGGAAGGAAUACAUGAAGAACACGAAGAGUGAUCUCCAAGAAAUUUUGCCUGCAGGGCAGCACCGCGUGCUGCAAGAUAUUUCAAAGUGCGUCCAAAAUGGAACAUCGCUGCGACAUUGUACGUUCGUCGCUGAGUCAUUUGAGUUGAUCAAACAUUUUUUCAACGUAUCGAAUACUUUUACGAUGGAGAACUUGCACAUAAAUGUUCCCGACAUGCCUGAAUCUUUGAACUUUUUCAACACUCCAAGGUUUCAAAAUCUCAGCUCGGCCGAGUUAUUCAAGUCUCCUUUAUUCUCCAUCGAUCUUUUCUGGGCGAAAAAGUUUGACAAAAUAUCGCUACACACAACUUUGCCGGAAUUUUUUGACGCGUUUGCAGAAGUAUUCAUCGAGGAAUUUGCGCUGAGGGAUCGUUUUUUCGGACAACUCGUUUUUAUUCAACAUGCGACAAGAGACGAGAAAGACCGGAUUAGAAACCGCAUCGAGAAGAUUCGUGGCAUUAAAAGCAUAGAUUCGAGCGAGGAAUUCGAGGCGUAUUCACAGAUCGUUGACCCGAAUGCAUACGGACAUCAAACCGAAUUUCAGUAUGGAUUCUGCAGCCUGAGUCAUCUCAACAAGGAGUGGCGAGCCGAUCCAAUUGCAACACCGAUUCCGGAUAGCGAAUUUGCUCCACGAUAUGCGGCAAGGCAUGCCAAAUUCUACAAGUGGAAGAUAAACGAUAAGAAAGAAGCAGCAUGUGGAUUUUUCGAUUGCUUCAUUCACCGAUCGUACGCGGGCGUGCUGGUCUUCUUGGUUGCAGUAUUUGAUUGUCAAGUAAAUAAAAAC
Molecule: messenger RNA, 1320 nt
Organism: Mesorhabditis belari
Lineage: Eukaryota; Metazoa; Nematoda; Chromadorea; Rhabditida; Rhabditidae
Source: the annotation of a GenBank genome assembly